AUGGAAGCAGCAGACCUACAUAAGAUCGAAACUACUUUCAAGACAAUUUUGAGGAAAAGUCAGGCGCGGCGGUGCUUAAUUGAUAUCACAGCAGGCACUCAAGAGCCCGGAACUUUGUUUGGAAUGCCGGCCACCCGGGUUCCAUGUUCGGCGGCACUGACAUUAGCGGCAGCAGACCAAUUGCUUAUCUGGGAUCACUUCAGGAAAACAUGUCUGCCUCUACGGGGUGUCGAUAUAGAGAUAGUCGCAAUUAUAGCCCCUACGGCUUUACGCUCGAGAAUCGAAGACAUGGGAGUGCAGCAUCUGGAUAUGGAUGCAUGGAUACAACAAAUUACCAAAAAAAAAGUGGUCCCCGUCAGCUUAGAUAAGCGACAACGGUUUCUAUCAUGCCUCCGCUCUGGCCUACUAUACAAGAGCUGCAAAAAACUAGGGUGCAACACUGUCAUCCGGUUUGAGACGAAUCGGGACAUUGCCGCACACGUGUUCGAACGAAUAUUUCUGGGCUCCUUGGAGCGGAAAGACAUCUAUGAAGACAUCAGGGUGGUACGACCGCUUGAAUUAGUGGACCAAGAUGGUGUUGGUCGACUGCUGGUGUCCUUAUCGGGAAGCGCAGAAGCGAAAGCAGAAGCGAAGGCAGAAGCGAAGGUAGAGACUAUCGAAGCGGAGGCUAGAAUGGUUGAUGCACUAAGCGGUACAAUGACAUUGGAGGGUUGUUGCAAUGAGUUCAUGAAGGCCAUCCCGAGCGAAAUGCCAGCGGCUCUGCUAAACGUUAGAGCCGUCCUUAAAAAAUUAGAGGCGGAAGAGCGCAUCGUUGUACCUGGGAAUGGCAGUGACGCUAAACGGCCAUGUGGUAUCUGUUGUCGUCUGUUUGCUUCAGUGGAUAAUAGGUUGUGGCUCACAACAGAUUUGUCCAGCAAGAAUGUUGGGCAUUGUUCUAUUUGCAGAAGUAUUUCGAAAUAUUUCGAGGGGCUUGAUAGUACAAUUGACGAAGAAGUUGAAAAAAUUAAUCAUGGCCAGCCAGCCAGCUUAGCUACGUCUUGA
This is a messenger RNA of Gregarina niphandrodes, 1041 nucleotides long. RefSeq lists its product as hypothetical. Bases 1 to 1041 code for a protein of 346 amino acids. The transcript has a single exon. The record is from RefSeq and is a predicted model, not a curated record. NCBI's taxonomy places the organism in Eukaryota, Apicomplexa, Conoidasida, Eugregarinorida, Gregarinidae.